AAACAAAAAGCUAUCCAUGUGUGGUCAAACGUUAUAGAUGAGCAUCUUCACGCAAGCACUGAAUCGACAACGGAAUUUACCAAAUUCACUAUGAAAGUGGAAAAUCAUGAUAAAGCUGAUACAACUGGAUACCAUACGCCAGAGCGACAUACUACACCAGAAGAUGACAAAGAAGGAGAAAAUGGUGAAGAAGAAGAGGAUGACGAAUAUAAUGCGGACCAAACGAUCAUUGGUGGAAAAAGCACCAAUUGGAUUGUAAAUGGGGUUCGUAUCAGAGAAAGUCUGACACAAUAUCAACUUGACAAAAAUUCGCCAAAAACGAAGUCAGAGUAUUAUGACGUUAUUUUCUUAAAUUCAAAUGACAAGGACGGUUUCUUAAGUACAUUAGAUGAAAGUAUCGUUGAACAGAUGUGUAGUGACAUAAGGAUGAAAGAAGAAAAAACGAAAGAUAAUAUCAAGCAAGAUAUUAAGAUAUUUCUAGAUAACAUUAUUGAUCUCUUUGCGUUAAAAUUCGUGAGUCACAUGAUAAAACUAAUGGAUAAUGUGAAUUGGCUUAUCGAACUGAUGUCCGAGGGAACGUAUAUAGUUAACGUUUUAGCACCCAUCCUCUCCGAAUUCUUUACUAAAAAUAAACAAUAUUGGUGUGCCUCAUACGGAGAAACUUGUCUUAGGGCAAGUGCAAUGGAUCGCAAUUCCAACAAGGCAGAUAAUGAACGCCGAUCUAAUGGAAAUAAAAUUGAUACUAUUAUUUCCUUAAGAGAAGAGGAUAAAGAUUUCUCGGUUACUGAAACUUUAAUGAACCAGUUUGCAGAAUUUAACCCAAGUUCGGAUAUUACAUUGAUCAAACUAUAUGGGCUACAGUCAUAUUUAAAUGAGCUGACUAUUUAUGAGUUUCAACUAAAAUAUACAGAAAUCUAUACCAUGGAAAUAAUAUUAACAUUUCCGUUACCUAAGACAUGGGCGGACAUGGCAAAGGCUCAUAAAACAGUAAUGGGAUUGUUGGAUAAAGGUGGAUCUAAGAAGAUGACUACGAGAAUGAUUAAUUCUCCUACUGAAAGUGUCGAGAAAACUAAGAGCACUGCGACUAUAAAGAAAACUAAGAGCACUAUGACUGCAAAAAAACUAAGAAAACAAGGAUUUAGCAUUGAACAGUCAUUAUACUCAAAUUAUUUUGCAUAUUCUAUAUGA
Molecule: messenger RNA, 1188 nt
Organism: Funneliformis mosseae
Lineage: Eukaryota; Fungi; Glomeromycota; Glomeromycetes; Glomerales; Glomeraceae
Source: the annotation of a GenBank genome assembly